Saprolegnia diclina VS20 is the source of this 1006-nucleotide messenger RNA. RefSeq lists its product as hypothetical. Bases 90 to 959 code for a protein of 289 amino acids. NCBI's taxonomy places the organism in Eukaryota, Oomycota, Saprolegniomycetes, Saprolegniales, Saprolegniaceae. Gene Ontology annotation, molecular function: protein binding. The transcript has a single exon. The record is from RefSeq and is a predicted model, not a curated record.
CUGUGGUGGGGCAGCGCCCAGAAAGGUCAACCGCAACCAGCUGGCUUGCGGUUGGCGCGAGCCUUUAGCACUGGUGUCAUUUGUGCGAAAUGCCACCGAGUAGCAAGCCGCACCAGAGCCUCCUCGACGCCAUCGAGCGCGGUGAUGCCGACGCCGUCCACAGCCUCUUGAAAGCCACCGACGUCGCAUCGUCCCCGGACGUGAGCCGGUCGCUCAUAGCGGCCGCCUGUCUCUCGCGCUCGUACUUGAUCCUGACGUCGCUCAUUGACCACGGCGUCUUUGUCUUCCUCGCGUCGCUCUCGGAAGCGCGCAACCGUCACGUCGUGUCGCAAUUUAUGAACCUCGCGGUCCAAGGUGGCAACGUCAGCAUCGUCGCGUGUAUUGGCCGGCUCACCGGUAUCAACGUGGCCGACUGCUACGAAGAGCUCAAGCUGCCCGACGGCCGAAAGGAGCUCCUGACGCCGCUCCUUGUCGCAUCCAUCCACGGCGACGUGCCCAUGAUCAACUACCUUCUUGAAGCCAACGUCGAUGUCAACCGGGGUGCGACACGGGACGGCAACUCGCCGCUGUGCAUGGCGACUGCCCACGGCCACCACGCCGCGGUCGAGAUCCUUCUCGAGGCCGGCGCCAACCCCGACCACCGCAAUAGCAAGGGCGAGACCGCGUAUGAUAUGGCCCGCGCCUAUGGCCACCUCAACAUCCUCUGCCUCCUCGGCAUGGACGACCAGCACGGCCACAUGCACGUGAACGGCCGCGCGAUCGAGUCGACGAUCCAGCGCAUUCGGCGCUCCAAGGCGCACACGUCGUUUGCAGUCCGUGAGCGCGAAAAAGUCGACUUUAGCUCGCUCCACAAGAAGAUUUCAAGUCUGAAAGGUCGGAUUUCAGGUCAGAACGGUCGGCUCUCGGCCGUGCACUCGUCGUCGUCGACGUCGAGCGACCCCGCCGCCUCGACGCCCUAGUCGAUGCUACUAGUAGCUUAUUUAAACACCUCCUUUCUUCGUCCAUC